AUGGUUUGGAAUAUUUUGAGGAUGCAAUCCAGGGACAAUAAUGACAGAUUUGAGAAAGCAGGCAAUGAACGCUUUCCAGAGGAAUUUUCGAUUGCAGAGAUGCGGAUGCUAUUUCGCCUGGGCCAGCCUAGUUGGAGACGCUCGAGAAUUGGUUCGCCAGCGCGAUAUCCAUGGGCUUCUGGAGCUCGCAAAAUAUUUCCAGAAGACAAUGAGUUUGCCAGCAGAUUCAUGGUGACAGAAAUUCUGGGAGAUUUCCCUAUCAGACUUGGAACAUGUAUCAACGAUGACGAUGAUGCUGCCCGAACAAUAAUGCGUGAAAGGAUGGCACAAUGGUUUGCUCAGGAUGCUGUCCGAACCAUCUCAGGUGCCCGCUGCUCGCUGCAAAAUCCAAAAGGAGCAGCACAAAUAGCAAGAAUCGCGUGGCAUCAGCAGCCGGCACGAAGCAUCCCUCGGGUCAGAGGAAGUUACCAGCUUAUAAAUAAGAGGAUCGAAUCAUUUAUUGCAAAAUUAAAAACUUACAUCGUUGCAGGUUGCAAAUCUGGAGGGCAAAUCGGCAAAACCUCUAUCACCAGACGGCAUCAGCAGGCUCCCGCCACCCGCCUCAUAAUCUCAGCUCACGAGCGCCGGGACGCACAAAUUGGAGGCAUAAAUCUGGUGGGAAUUUCAAAUCUUGAUGUGAGCCCGUGCGAGUCCAUGCUCAAGUCUGAGCGACUAGGCACUGUGGCUUGGUGGGGAAAUGGUAGUGGUGCAGGAAAUGCUGAGUUCUAUAUGCCUCCCCUUUUCAAAACCAUGGCUACACAACGCACAUAUGAACUUGUAACUAUGUUUACGUACGCCGAGAGUGAACCCCGCCUUAGCAAUCGCACAUACAAAAGUGACGUUACGACUACUUCUCGUUCGUCCUUUGAGAGAUCGUCGUUUACCAUCUCCUCGCUUGUGGGCCGCAGCUUGUCUCCAUGGGCUUCCCAGGGGGAGGCCGAUGGCCAAGAGGGGAUUAAGAAGACUAAAGAAGAAGAGGAAGAGGAAGACGAGGAAGAGCAUAUUGAAGUAGUGGACAGUGUAGAGGAGCCGCCUUUGAGUGACCCUCGGGAUAUAUCGACAGCAUCAUCUGGAAAGGAACUUGAUGUAGAGGUAGAGAAGUCACCUCCUUCUCACCCACAGCACUCCUCUCCAAUUCCCACCGAAGAGGAGACGCGUCCUACGGUGUCGUGCAGUCCUUAUAACAAGCCGUCUGUUACAAGCAAGGCUUCGACAUCACUGCCGGAAUUCAGCAUGGCGCUUAACCUUUCCUCGAAGCCCGAUGACUUGACCUCUUCGUCAUCCAUCCUUCGUGAACCUAUUGUAGCCUCUAAGGUUAGCGAGGCAGGGACUUUAGGUAUGUCCUCCUUAUCUUCUCGCGAGGCCGCCCAGUCGUUCCCUAUUACACGCUCCUUCCUCCCCACACUUCCCCUUCCCUCUAGAGAAUCUCUCCUAGACCUCCCUCGACCCCCAAGCCUGCCACUUGGGCUCUACCCUCCCCCUCCCCUUGUUCUUUUUAAGAAGGACUGCGGUGAAGCCUCCUCCUCGUCUUCGUCGUCCUCCAAUCUCGACGCAAAUCGCAACAGUGUGGCUGUGUCUUAUUCUUCGUCACUCCCUUCUUCACUUAGUUAUUCCUUCCCUUGGAGCAUGAGCGCUUCUGAGGGUCUGUUCCCCUGGUCUUUUCCAGGGCACGGUUCCCUACCCCUUGAUGGAUCUUUGGUGAAACCCUUGCCACUUGGAGAUGUGUAUUCGUGCAUCAAAUGUGAAAAGAUGUUCAGUACGCCACAUGGACUCGAGGUCCACUCACGACGCUCUCACAAUGGCAAGAGGCCAUUUGCUUGUGAAUACUGUAACAAAACCUUCGGUCACGAAAUCAGCCUCACGCAGCACAGAGCCGUGCACAACGCAGAGAAAGUGUUUGAGUGCAAGCAGUGUGGCAAGUGCUUCAAGCGGUCGUCCACUUUAUCUACGCACCUCCUGAUUCACUCUGACACGCGACCAUAUCCCUGCCAAUACUGCGGGAAGCGAUUCCACCAAAAGUCUGAUAUGAAGAAGCACACCUACAUCCACACAGGUAAGAGAUUGGAGGCCACACACGUUACUGGAGAACCGCCAUUUAAACCGGCUAUUCACCGCCACCUCUCAGCUGUUAACGUGUCGCUAAGCAGUACGAGCGAGACCCUGAACAACAUCCGUACCUGUCCUUACUGCUCUCGUCGUGCUGCCGUGCAACAAGGCAGAGAGAGGAUGGAUAAGUUGUUUCUGCGGAGGCACGAGCGGCAACAACAGCGGAGGCAUCAGGCUAAGUUUAUCAGGGAGGUGCAAGGUGCAAUCAUCAGCUUGCUCAAUUUGACGCCCCAUACUUGGGUAACCCUUGCAGGCAUUUGUUCACUUGACAAUUUCAGCUACUUCCAAAUUGUUCUCGGAAGCGGGAUAAAGGAGGCUCUCCGAGAGCCUGCCUCAAAACUACGAACGCAUAGGAGCGAGUCUAAGUCAAGCUGCAGAUAA
Messenger RNA from Penaeus monodon (black tiger shrimp), 2526 nucleotides. Its product is annotated as zinc finger protein 263-like. The record is from RefSeq and is a predicted model, not a curated record. Gene Ontology annotation, molecular function: RNA polymerase II cis-regulatory region sequence-specific DNA binding; DNA-binding transcription factor activity. Bases 1 to 2526 code for a protein of 841 amino acids. The transcript is spliced from 10 exons. Gene Ontology annotation, biological process: regulation of transcription by RNA polymerase II. Lineage: Eukaryota; Metazoa; Arthropoda; Malacostraca; Decapoda; Penaeidae.